Messenger RNA from Hevea brasiliensis (rubber tree), 1746 nucleotides. RefSeq names its product phosphatidylglycerophosphate phosphatase PTPMT2. NCBI's taxonomy places the organism in Eukaryota, Viridiplantae, Streptophyta, Magnoliopsida, Malpighiales, Euphorbiaceae. Bases 559 to 1560 code for a protein of 333 amino acids. Gene Ontology annotation, biological process: protein dephosphorylation. The record is from RefSeq and is a predicted model, not a curated record. Gene Ontology annotation, molecular function: phosphatidylinositol-4,5-bisphosphate 5-phosphatase activity; protein tyrosine/serine/threonine phosphatase activity. The transcript is spliced from 6 exons.
CACGUCACUUUAUCUCAUUUUGACAUCUCCUCUCUCUCCCUGUCUCGAUCUGUCUCUCUCGAUCCUCCGGCCUUCCCAUCUCCAAUCUUUCAAUUUUCCUUUCUUUCUCUCCCCUUUCAAAAGCUUAAAGUGUAGAACCCAGGCAAUCCCAAACCACAAAACCUAUGGGUUAGGGUUUUCUAAAAUUCUCCCUAUCAGAAUCAACAAAUUACAGAUUUCUGCUCCUAUUCUACCCUCUUUUUUACAAUCAUACCAUGUUCAUUGUGAUUUCUCCUGGAAAUCACUAUCCAAAUUUUCCCAAAUCAAUAUCUUCUUUUCUUCUCGCUCUUUGUAUUCGUCUUCCCUGCAAAAGUUCCAGUUUUUGUCAAUCAUAUCUGCCAAUUUAUUAGGGCUUUCCUUUAUUAGUGAUGUGAAAGAUUUCGUUGUUCAUCUGUUGAUAGGCAAUUUGUGUAAAUAAAUACGCAUAUCUGUAUAUAUUUGAUACUUUUGUUAGGCUUUUUGGUGUGCAAUUUGGGUGGCGUUGUGAUUUGGUUUUGUUGUUUGAAUAUUGAGGAUAUUAUGAUUAUUGAAGAAUUGAAAGGUGUUGAGGUGGAGAGAGAGGCGGAGGAGAUAUCGUCCGUGGAAAUUGCUAAUAAAAGCAAUAGCGAAGGCGUUGUUUCAUGGGACGCGAAGAGGGUUUUCAUUGGAGCAGGGGCUCGGGCUUUGUUUUACCCCACUUUACUUUACAAUGUUGUUAGGAACAGAAUUCAGGCUGAAUUCCGCUGGUGGGAUAGGGUCGAUGAGUUUAUAUUGUUAGGCGCUGUUCCAUUCCCUACAGAUGUUCCAUGCCUAAAGGAGCUUGGUGUUCAUGGAGUGAUAACAUUGAAUGAGCCAUAUGAGACCUUGGUUCCUACAUCUCUAUAUCAUACUCAUGGCAUUGACCAUCUGGUCAUUCCUACAAGAGACUACUACUUUGCACCAUCCUUAAGUGAUAUUUGUCUAGCUGUGGAUUUUAUUCAUGAGAAUGUAUUGCAAGGAUGGACUACGUAUGUUCAUUGUAAGGCUGGUAGGGGGCGCAGUACAACCAUUGUUAUAUGUUACCUGGUGCAACACAAGCAGAUGACACCUGAUGGUGCAUUUGAUUAUGUCAGGUCAAUCAGGCCAAGGGUGCUUCUAGCAUCUGCUCAGUGGCAGGCUGUUCAGGAAUACUAUAAUCUUAAAGUUAGAAAUUGUCCUCACAAUAGCACAACUGAUCUCAUCUUGAAAACUCCAAGGCCAGCACCAUCACAGGAUUUUGUGGCUUUUGAUGAUGGUUCUGUAGUUGUCGUUACAGAGUCAGACCUUGAUGGGUUUGAUCCCACUCAUGAAUCAGAUGCUGUGAGAAGAGAGAUAUGGGAUCUAAGUGUGGUCUAUCGAGUUCGGGUUGCUGGCAAGAGAGCACUGGCAAGAAUAUCCUGUCUCUGGUUCCGCUGUCAGACACACCAAAAGAUUUUGGGAAAGCAACUAAGUACGAAGAAUAGCUGCUGCUCAAUUGGGGCCAAUCAUUUGGGAGGUAUUAGUGUAGACAUCCAUGUCUAUUGAGAGGCGGCUGAAAUUGCAUACAAAUGGUCUGACGAGUUUUCUUUCUUUUCCAAAAUUUUCGAAUGUAUAAUUGAUGAAUAAUGUGUUUGCUUAGACAGUGCUGAAACGUGGUUUCCAUGACCCCCUAUUGAAAUGAAUACUCAUCUUGAAUCACAAAUGUAUGAAAAACGAUCAUGUUUCAUCUAA